Messenger RNA from Sinocyclocheilus rhinocerous, 1734 nucleotides. Its product is annotated as guanine nucleotide-binding protein G(o) subunit alpha-like. Gene Ontology annotation, molecular function: mu-type opioid receptor binding; GTP binding; corticotropin-releasing hormone receptor 1 binding. Gene Ontology annotation, cellular component: cytoplasm; heterotrimeric G-protein complex. NCBI's taxonomy places the organism in Eukaryota, Metazoa, Chordata, Actinopteri, Cypriniformes, Cyprinidae. The record is from RefSeq and is a predicted model, not a curated record. Gene Ontology annotation, biological process: adenylate cyclase-modulating G protein-coupled receptor signaling pathway; G protein-coupled dopamine receptor signaling pathway. The transcript is spliced from 8 exons. The coding region runs from base 220 to 1284 and encodes 354 amino acids.
UGCUGGCUGUCACUGCCGCCGCCCAAUAGACACUCGCGAUCCGGAGCGCGAGCAGGACGACCUCCUCCAAAUCAAGAGGCCGGAGUGUGAGCCUGUACCUGACCUCAAUUCGGCUUGGAUGCUUUAGCAACAAUCGGCAGACUGAGCAAGCGAGAGAGUGUGGGACAGAGACGGAUAUUUGGGAUACAGCUCUCGCGCGUCCCGACUCUCGGUCUUGCAAUGGGAUGCACGUUAAGUGCAGAGGAGCGCGCGGCUCUGGACCGGAGCAAAGCGAUCGAGAAAAACCUGAAGGAAGCCGGAAUAAGCGCAGCCAAAGAUGUCAAAUUACUGCUGCUGGGCGGAGGGGAGUCGGGGAAGAGCACCAUUGUCAAACAGAUGAAGUACCUCCAUGAAGAUGGGUUUUCUGGAGACGACAUAAAGCAGUUUAAACCUGUGGUCUAUAGCAACACCAUUCAGAGUCUUGCCACCAUCUUGCGAGCAAUGGAAACUCUUGGUAUAGAGUACACAGACAAGGACAGAACUGCAGAUGCUAAGAUCGUAUUUGAUGUGGUUGGUCGUAUGGAAGACACAGAGCCAUUUUCAGCAGAACUGCUGGCUGCCAUGAUGCGUCUGUGGACUGAUGCUGGAACUCAGGCUUGCUUUAGCCGCUCACGAGAGUAUCAGCUCAACGACUCCGCCCAAUAUUACCUAGACAGUUUGCAGCGCGUUGGAUCUCCAGAUUACCUCCCCACUGAACAGGAUAUUCUCCGAACCCGAGUCAAAACUACUGGCAUCGUUGAGACACAUUUUUCCUUCAAGAACCUUAACUUUAGGCUGUUUGAUGUGGGGGGACAGAGAUCAGAGAGGAAAAAAUGGAUUCACUGCUUUGAGGAUGUGACAGCCAUUAUCUUCUGUGUGGCAAUGAGUGGAUAUGACCAAAUGCUCCAUGAAGACGAAACCACGAACCGUAUGCAUGAGUCUCUGACGCUCUUUGACUCUAUAUGUAACAAUAAGUUCUUUGCUGACACAUCCAUCAUCCUUUUCCUUAAUAAGAAGGACCUUUUUGGAGAAAAGAUUGUGAAAUCUCCAUUGAAUAUCUGCUUCCCAGAAUACACAGGCCUAAAUACAUUCGAAGCCGCGGCUGCAUAUAUACAGAGUCAGUUUGAAAGUAAGAAUCGCUCUCCUAAUAAAGAGAUCUACUGUCAUCUAACCUGCGCUACAGACACAGGAAACAUCCAAGUGGUCUUUGAUGCUGUCACUGACAUCAUCAUCGCCAAUAACCUGCGUGGUUGUGGCCUCUACUGAGCUCCAACUCCACUUCCUGCCAUUUGAAAUGGUAACAAGUGACUGAACUGACACCCCUGUGACUUUGGCCAAGGUACUCCCAUAUUUCAUUUCACUCUGUCAAUUUUUGUCUUUUGUUCAGAAUAUUUAUCCCUUAUUUUCCUUUGUAGUUUGUCAGUACAUUGCUGGCGUAAAUAACGUAUGGGUGUGCAUGUAUAGUGUAAAAAUUAGUGUUUGGCCGGGCAUAGAUGCUUUAAGCCUGAGUGCAUGUGUGUGAGUGGAAGUCAUAACAAGUGAGAGUGUUUGUCGGGUGACACAAAGGACACACAAAGGUUCUCUGCUGUGUAAGAGACUUCCAAAUGCUGGCAUGAUCCACUAAAAUGAUCUCAGAAACCCAGAAGGAUCAGUGACUCUCGCAGGCUAAAUGACUAAGAGCAAGAUAUAUGGUGAAUCAUUUAGAAGAGCUGAAUU